Molecule: messenger RNA, 1924 nt
Organism: Schistocerca nitens (vagrant locust)
Lineage: Eukaryota; Metazoa; Arthropoda; Insecta; Orthoptera; Acrididae
Product: damage-control phosphatase ARMT1-like
Exons: 6
Coding region: 385-1764 (459 amino acids)
Biological process (GO): DNA damage response
Cellular component (GO): nucleus; cytoplasm
Molecular function (GO): phosphatase activity
Source: RefSeq, a predicted model, not a curated record
GAGCUGUUGCUAACCUCGAAACUUACGAAGAAAUUAUCCCUGAACCAAAGAAUAGCGACCAGUACUAAAAAAAAAAAAAUACGCUACUGAAGUUGCGUCAUGUUUGUUUACAUUUGUGUCGUCUGCAAGUGUGAAACUCGAUAUUGUUUUCCCUGUUGCGUUAAUUAGUAUUGUUGGCACGUGUUAUUUGAGUUUCGUAUUUGUAUACCAAACAGAUGUAGGCAUUAGAAUUUAGACUUGCGCUUCGGAAGCGAAACUGCAGAUGUACGGUAUCAUUAAUUUCGUUUUUUUCUCAACGCGUGUGAUUUGAUAACAAGAACGUUACAUAAAGAUCGAAAUGCGUGCAUAUGCAAACACUUUACCCGAGUUUAGAUCGCUGGACUGAUGCAGUUGUUCGAGUGGCUUUUUAACUUUUUGCAUAUUUGUAUUUUAUUUGCAAUGCGUUCGAAUGAAGAUUGCAUUGAUGUGGAAACUCCACCAGGUGUGCCACUAAGCGCUCAGUAUAUGAGGAGUUUUGCGUAUGCAACAGUGAAGGAUCGGCUACCCGUUAUAUUGACCCAGGUCAUUGAUCAUUUAGUGCGAGACAAGGAAGAAAUCAUUAAAGGCCAUGGAGAGGUAGCAAGAGAAGAGCUAAAAACCGUCAUUGGUGCAUUUUCACAGUUGAAGAAUGAAAUUCAGACAAACAAACCACUGACACCACUUAAAUCAAAUAGCUCUGACAUUAAAAUCUGGAAUUCAGUCCUGGAAGAAGAAACAAAAAAUAACAAACACAAGUGGUUCAAUAGUGACUGGCUAUUUUCAGAAUGCUAUAUGUACAGGAAAGUGAGAGAAAUAUUUGAAUUAAGUCAGUCUCUUACUGCCUUUGAUCCUUUUCGUAAAUCGAAGGAAUCUGGACUCCAUAAUUCAAUCCGUUCAAUUGUGAUUUUAUCAGAUUAUAUGAAAAAACAGUUGGAAGAAGUUGACCAGCUGAAGAGGAGUGACGUAAGACAAGCAUUGCAGCGAAUUCUUUAUCUGAACCUCUGGGGUAACCGCUUCGACUUAUCUCUGUCAAAAGGUGUUCAAAUUCUCAUAACAGAAAAUCCUCUUACAUAUGCUGAAAACUUCAAAGAUGAUAUCUUAGUAGAUGAUUCUGAUAAAAUAUGGGAAGUUUUAUCUGAAGCUGAUGAGCAGAAUAAACUUGUAGACAUUGUACUGGAUAAUGCAGCUUAUGAGCUGUUCACAGAUUUCUGCCUUGCAGAUUACCUGAUCACUGCAUCACUCGCUAGCAAAGUACGCUUUUAUGUGAAGGCUAUGCCAUGGUAUGUUUCAGAUACAGUGGUGAAUGACUUUCAUUGGGUUAUAAAAACCUUGAUCCUUCAUGAUUCAAAAAAUGUAUCUGAUUUAGCGUCAAGAUGGAAGAAAUAUUUGGGUAGUGGGAAGUGGGUAAUAGAAGUUAAAGAUUUCUGGACUUUACCCUAUAGUUACAAUAAGAUGCAAGAAAUACGACCAGAACUGUAUGCACAACUAUCACAAGCUCAGCUAGUUAUUUUUAAAGGGGAUCUUAACUACCGUAAACUUGUUGGAGAUAUUAACUGGCCUCCAACAGAGACAUUUUGCAAUGCACUUCAAGGCUUCAAUCCUACAAACGUUAUAACAUUACGCACUAUAAAAGCAGAUACAAUAUGUGGUUUGAAACCUGGACAGGCAGAAGACACAGCAGCAAAAAAUGGUGAUUGGCUGAUAACAGGAAAGUAUGCAGUUAUUCAGUUCUGUGGUAAAGCUUGAACUCUAAUCUGUUUUAUUCCUUUUUAACUAUGGUCUUGUCUGUGAUAUGGCUCUGAGAAUUUUUAUAUUCUUUAAGAGCUUUAAUUUUGUAUCUUUUUGGGUACUGGCUGAAUUUAUUUAGUAUGGUGUUCUUGAAUAAAGUAUAUUGAUUCAUGUGAGA